AUGUCUGCCUUUUCCCAUAAAAAGUUCGAUGCUGGCCAGUACAACCAGUUUCGGCCGCAGUAUCCACGGAGUUUGUUCGAUGAGAUUCUGAAAUACCAUUUGGCCACUGAAGGCAACCAAUUGGGCACGUUGUUGGACGUUGGAUGCGGCACGGGCCAGGUUUUCGUGCCACUGGCCCCCGAAUUCAAAAAAGUUAUAGCUACGGACGUGUCCUCGGUUAUGGUUGACAAGUCCAAGAAGGCAGCAGAGCAUAUCACCACCCCCACCGAGGUGUAUGUUGCCUCUGCCGAGGAUCUCCCGCUGGAUAACUCGUCUGUGGAUCUUGUUCUGGGGGGAGAGUGCGCCCAUUGGAUGGACACGGCCAGAUGGUUUGCGGAGGUGGACCGCAUCCUGCAACCGAACGGCACGUUUGCGUACUUUGGUUAUGUGGACCCGAUAUUUGUUGGCGAACCUGUUGCCAACGAGGUCUACGACGAGAUAACUUACGAAAACGGCGAGUUUCUGGGCCCCCACUGGCAGCAGCCGGGACGGACGAGAAUGCGCACGCUGUUCCGGGAAAUUAACGACCAGCUAAUCAAGGACCCGCGGUUCGACAACGUUGUCGUCGUGUACAACGACCCGUCGCGGCCAGAAACCCAGCCCGCUGCGCCAAAGUUCGAGCUCACCAAAAAACUCACCUUGGAAGAAUACCUCAACUACGGCAAGACAUGGAGCACCUACACUAACUGGAAGUCCAAGCACACAGGCCAAGACACCAGAGACCCACUAGACGUGAUGUACGAGCGUCUGAACAGGAGACUCGGGUGGGAAAAACAAACCACCAUCGAGAUCUCGUGGAAAACGGUGUACGUUAUGGCACGGAAAAUUGGCCGUAAAUAA
Ogataea philodendri is the source of this 879-nucleotide messenger RNA. RefSeq lists its product as uncharacterized. Lineage: Eukaryota; Fungi; Ascomycota; Pichiomycetes; Pichiales; Pichiaceae. The transcript has a single exon. Gene Ontology annotation, molecular function: S-adenosylmethionine-dependent methyltransferase activity. The coding region runs from base 1 to 879 and encodes 292 amino acids. The record is from RefSeq and is a predicted model, not a curated record.